CCUGGAGCCCUGGCUCCUGUUUAAUAUUCCGCCUGCUCCGUGGAUGUUGUGCUUGGCUCCUGUGGGACUGCAACUCACGGCUGGAAACUGGAGCCAAUUUUCUGUCUUCAUCUCUCAGUGUUUUGACUGGAGGCAGAUCCAGUUCAGGCCGAUCGGGGCUGGUGGAAACAACUACCAAGUGUGUCUCUGUCUGCUUCGCUUUGGGAGAAGAAAGUGGAGGGAGCCCCAACAUGUUGUAGGGGAACUGGCCCUGCGGAAACCGAGGAAGAGGGGGCCACGGGCACGUGGAAAGACCAAACCUGAGAGCGUCAGAUGGAAUUCCGAUCUGAGGCUGUCAGAGAUGACUCUGGUUCUGUCCAUGAAUAGAUUCUGCGAGCCCAUUGUCUCAGAAGGAGCUGCUGAAAUUGCUGGGUACCAGACACUAUGGGAGGCUGACAGCUACGGAGGCCUGAGCCCCCCGGGGCCAGCCCAGGCUCCCCUGCAGGGAGACCGGGGAGCCGGUCCCCCACUGGCAGGAUCACAUUACAGGGGAAUUUCAAAUCCUAUAACAACAUCCAAGAUCACAUACUUUAAGAGGAAGUAUGUGGAAGAAGAGGAUUUUCACCCACCACUCAGCAGCUGUAGCCAUAAAACCAUCUCAAUCUUUGAGGAGCGAGCCCACAUCCUUUAUAUGUCCUUAGAAAAGCUAAAGUUUAUCGAUGAUCCUGAAGUGUACCUCCGAAGAUCUGUCCUCAUAAACAAUCUGAUGAAAAGGAUCCAUGGAGAAAUUAUCAUGCAGAAUAACUGGUGCUUUCCUGCCUGCUCUUUCAAUGGCACCUCUGCCCAGGAGUGGUUUAUGGCUCAAGACUGUCCUUACCGGAAACGACCUCGGAUGGCCAAAGAGGAGUGUGAAAAGUUUCAUGCCUGCUGCUUGUACCAGGAAUGUGGUGGUCACUACCUAAAUUUACCCCUCUCGGUCAACGCUAAUGUCGGAAGUGCCUCCACCUCUGCCUCCUCUUCCUCCCCCUCCUCGUCUUCCUCUUCCUCUCCCCCUCUGCCUUUACCGAGCUGUUCCCACCAGGUGGAUUUUGAUAUAGGCAGCGCACCUGUUUACAAGGGUGAUGGCCAGAUACCCGCCAGUGAAAUCUUUGUUACUAACGUCCGGUCACUUGGUGUUCAGGAAAAGGCCAAAUUAAAUGAUGAGAAAGUAAAUGAUGACACCAACAGGGAUGGUGGCCCCCUGAGCCAUGGACCUGUGGGCAAUGACCUUGCUUUUGAGGGCAAAGGCCAAUUUUAUGAUUAUUUUGAGACUGGAUAUAAUGAAAAAAGCAGUGUAAGUGAGUCUUGGAAAAAGUCCUUGAGGAAAAAGGAGCCUUCACCGAGUAACAAGCUGUGCUGCAGCAAAGGAAGUAAAAUAUGAGCCAUCUUCUCACGCAAACUUUGAAGCAUGCACAGCAUGAUCAGUUAGCUCUCAUAAAUUUUAUUUUGAAUGGAUUUUAUAGUUUUGUACAACUGAUACAAUUAUGCCAUGAACAUGCCAUGUCGUUUAAAUGCCUGGAGAGCAGAUUGCAUAAAACAUCUGUAUUGUAGGCAUCGGCGAGCUACUCAUAAAUGUGGUGACGUUACCAAGAAGACAGUUGACUUAACACUUAAACGUAUAUCUUAGUUUUCUUACUGAGAAGAUCAGCAGAUUAGACUGGGGGACAGCAUGCCCUUGUGCUAUUUCCACGACCUGCAAGGAGCCUGUCACUAGCGAUGAACCUUCCACCUGUUUGCCAGUUAAUUAGGUAGUUAUUUGGUAAGCAUAUCGAUAUAACCAGCAAAGGAGGUCUGCUGCAUCUCUAUGAUACAGUAUUUUUUUUCUGAAUAAAAGACUGAGGACAGGGGGCUAGGAGAAAUGGCUUCCUGGUGCUGUUAAAUAUUUGGAUUCAACCGUCUUGUGUGACAGAUGAAAUAGGAUAGGAGGUAAUGAAACAGCUGACUAGGGGCAACAAUCAACGAUACAAGUAGAGGGCGAUCCCUGCCAGUCCCUGGCUUGCCUGUGAUGGGUGACGAGGCUUUUAGAAAGGUGUUAUACAGGGCGAUUUUUGGUGCCUUACUUUAUCUUAAUUUUUGCCAAUGUGAAAAUUAAGGAUAAAUCAGAGUACAGCAGGGAUUUAACAAACAGGAAAAAAAAAUACAAACAGGGUGGAUCAAUAUUGUUUGGAAAUCUUUAACGUCGAACUAUUGCGUUCAACUUUUGAUUCAACAUCUCUAUUCUUCCUUUAUUUUUUGAUGCCCAAUUGCUUUUGGAUUUGGCAUUUUUAGAAAGGGAUGGAGGAAACAAUAGAGAGAGCUGUUAGGGACCAGCACUAGCUGCUCAAGCUUUUCUAUGGCAACGGUCUGUUGCUGGGGUUUGGGUUUUCUGGGUUUUGAGUUGUGUUGUUUUGUUUUGUUUUCUUGUCCAAUGAACUUCAUGAACCAGUAGCAUGCAUCAUACUUUAAUCUGUUUUGCAUCAUUUCACUCGUUUAGAUUAUAAAAGCAUGUGGUUUUUUAUAUAUGACUUUUGCUGUUGAUUACGAAGCACAAUGUUAAUACAUGAUGUGGUGAUCAAUAAGGUUUUAUCUUAAAGAAUGUAAAGAUUUUCGUUUGGGGAAAGUUAUUUUGGAGAAAUGGGACUCAGUCGGCAAAAGCUCCUAUGUAUUUGGCCAACAUUUUUCUCAGUCGUUUUUUUCAUGUGUACAUUGGCAAGAGUGUUCAGAGGGGCCCCUCUGACCAUCCUUCCUUGCACGCCAGCCAAUUCCUCCUGCUAAACUCUUAUUCCCAUUUCCAAGGUUACUGACUGACUUGGGCCUCCUUACACAAUACUUCACAGGAACCAAAUUCCAAAUGGAGGAAAUAAGUAAGUCCUCCCAGUUUCUCCAAGAUAAAGCUUUUUUUAUUAUUGCUAUUAAUAUUAAAUAUAGGUCUCAUUCAUACAGUGUAUGAGUAGGAUCGUCAUUUGGACAAUGUCCACAAGGACCAAUUUUUAAAACCCGUUCUUGUGUUAUGGCUGAAUAGUCUAGUGAUGUUUUGUCCUUUAUUUUCAAUAUUUGAUAAACAUUUGAUGUUGAAAACUUAGAUGAUAGAUGCUUGUAUAUGAAUGUGUUGUAAUAAAGUGAGGUUUUCUGGAUAUAUAUUUAUUAAAAUGAUCAAAAUUCA
This is a messenger RNA of Dama dama (fallow deer), 3160 nucleotides long. It is a transcript of the gene SERTAD4, whose product is annotated as SERTA domain containing 4. The transcript has 4 exons. Lineage: Eukaryota; Metazoa; Chordata; Mammalia; Artiodactyla; Cervidae. The coding region runs from base 44 to 1399 and encodes 451 amino acids. The record is from RefSeq and is a predicted model, not a curated record. Gene Ontology annotation, cellular component: nucleus.